Messenger RNA from Drosophila subobscura, 845 nucleotides. RefSeq lists its product as uncharacterized. The transcript is spliced from 2 exons. NCBI's taxonomy places the organism in Eukaryota, Metazoa, Arthropoda, Insecta, Diptera, Drosophilidae. The record is from RefSeq and is a predicted model, not a curated record. Gene Ontology annotation, molecular function: protein binding. The coding region runs from base 95 to 796 and encodes 233 amino acids.
CAAUAUUUAAGAUAAACAUUCAAGCACAAUUUGUUAAUCUCUUACACUAAUGAAACAUAAGUUAUCUGUGGCUUUAUUAUAAAAAUUAAUUAAAAUGAGUUUACCGCCUCUUCUUUUGAAUCGUUUAAAGAAGCGUGGACUUGUAAAUAAGCCAAGUGAUUCAACGUCGAUAUCCGAAGCAAUCGAAGAAAUUAUUGCAGAGAACUAUGAUGAUGAGGAUACAAAUAGCCCUUACGUACACAGAGAUGACAACAAUUUGGAAAUCAAACGCAAGAAACCAGACGAACAGUUUUGGUUACACCGUAUUAAAGAACGAAUCGGUGUAACGGAGUCACAUCAUGGAUAUAAACUUUGUCCCAACAAAUACAACGUUUGGCAUAAGUGCUCACUUUAUUGCGUUAAUAGAUGGACGAGCACACACUCCCAACCAAGUCAAAAGUAUCUUCGUCGUUUUAAAAGAUUACUGCGCAAAUAUCCGAUAGAGGCAGGUUGGAAAAAGGUCUAUGAUUCUGGUUGUAAAUCAUUUUACUUUUUCAAUCCUACAUCACAAACCGUAUCGUGGUUACCUCCUUCUCACCAUAGAGCUCGUGCCACUCAAAGUGCCGCAAUGUUUAGAAAACAGUUGUCUAACACCCAUGACGAUUUCAGCUUAGAUUCUAAAACAAAAAAUGUUGGUUUAAAUGAAGGUAUGGAUACCGAAAGUGGCAUCAAUUAUUCAGUCCAGGGUUAUAGUAAGAAGCCUAAAAUGCGCGACUUGGAACGUAAACUUCAACGACGGCAACGAAAAGAUAAUUAAACAUUUUCCCUACAAAAUUUUAUAUAAAAUAAAGAAAUUGUCAAAAGAA